AUGUCUAGGCACGGAGUUUCGCUUGAGACACUUAAGGAUUGUUUCCGUUUUCUGCUGGGGUUGAGAAAAGAUAAGCGAGUAGAAGAGGCGGCAAGAGCCCUGCAUGGGCGUAUUAAAGGCAAUUACAAAGACAGUCAGCAUAUGGGACAUCAAAUCGUCCCAGAAUUGUCUGCGUUUUUGCAAAAUGUGUUGGAGUUUUAUCAAAAAUUGACAAGUUGGGAUGCCGCUAAAAAUAAAACACUUAAUCUUGGAAUUAUUUCACCAGAUGACAUCGUCAAUGCCCUUGUAGAAUGCAUUCCGAAGUUCCUAGCGGCGAUGUAUUAUUUGUGGUACAAUGUGGAUUAUGCGUUUGAUAGAGUGGGAGGAGCAAAGUGGAGGGAUGACUAUAAAGGGGUAGACACGUGGAGGUGGGAUUGGAAGGGGGUGAGGUGGAGGUACGGAGGAGGCCUGCAAAAGUAUCUCACUGCGCAAACUGGCAAUCACACAUAUGACGUAAUUCCUGGCGGUUUCGCGACUGGCGAAAGUGAUCUUGCUUAUGACAAUGGUUACAGCCAAGGGCAGGAUAUGACUACGGACCUUAGAAAAAUCUUGAUCAAGAAUGGUAACAAUAUUUUCCGCGACAUUUUGGUCAUUUUGAUGUUAUCCACAAAAUCCAAAGUUGAGAUCCAGAAUACCGGAAACGCUGUGGCAUUGCUGAGAACCUUUUGUCAUAUUGUGGCUGAUGCUGGCACGAAGGAGGAGGCAUUAAUCAAAAAUGCUGUAACUCCGGUUGGAAAAUGUAUUGAAUGGUCGAAAUUAAAAAGGCAAUGUAGAUGGCUUAAAAAAGAAAUACAGAAUUUUUUCAAAAAAGAAGCCUUUUCGCACACCGGUCACUCUCUCGACAUUGAGAAACUUAACCAUGCUGAAUUCGCGAAAACAACGGCAAAUUGGUUGCGGAAACAUUUGUUGGACGUGCGUGAGAAUCUAGGCAAAAUUAACCGUGUGGAUUACACUUCCGAUAUGAUAUCGCAUCGAUUUUUCGCUACAAAAUAUGUUUUCCCUUACGGUUUUAUAUUUGGCGACACUGGCUAUGGAACGAUGAGUACGGAAUAUAAAUCUUUGAAACCGAUUUGGGGACAAAUCAUUGCUGUACUUAGCAGAGGUGAUGUUAGCGGCCAUCUCAUAAAGAUUAAAAGUAUUUUGGAAGGUAGAGAAUGUAAAGACGUAAGGACUAAAAAUAAAUCUUCGAAAAUUAAAAAACCAAAGAUUAUCAAAAAUACUAGCUCCGCAGGUCCCGUUAUUCCUACAACCAAAUUCACCAAGCCUGAUUUCACUGUAGAUAAUAACAAGAUAGCCGUUCGAACUCCAAACCAGGGCAAGAAGUCUGAAGAUGACGAAGAUGAGGAUGAUAGAGAAUCUGAGAGUGGAGAUCUUGCUGCCGUUCCCCCAAAACCCGAAGAACCGCCUGACGAGGUUCCAGAGUCCCCCAAGGAAGUUGUGCCGAAAAAGAAAGUUGCUUCAGAACCCAAGUCAACAGAACCCCUCGCCACCAAAACCGAGGUUACUAAGACUGAGGCCGCCAAGCCUGUGGUCACCAAAGCCGAGGCGGCGAAGCCGACUGCCACUAAAACGGAAGCUACUAAAACAGAGGCUGGUAAGCCUGCUGCCACUAAAACGGAGGCCACCAAGACUGAGGCUGCGAAGCCCCAAGCUAAGAAUGCUGGAGGAAGUACAGAUCAAAAUACUAGUCAAAGUGGAGCGAAACCUGGAACUACAUCAGUCGGCACAUCUUCAUCUCCGCAUCCCGGUGGUACAGGAGCUCCAGGGCCUCAACGUAAUGACGGCCCGAAAGGGCCUCCUGGUACAGGGGCUACAAAAUCUUCUCCGCCUAAAGAUACUGUUCAAAAGCAACAGUCUCCAUCUCCACCCCAACCAGCACAACCCCCUCCAGCCACUCCCCCCGGUCCUCCUGCACGCCCUGGCUCCGGUGUUAAGCCAGGUGGCGGGAGUAAGGGUCCAAAUGGCGGUGGUGGUGAAAGUCAGAAGCCUGCUACAUCACCAUCUCCUGCUCAUCCACAGGCACCAGGCGUUCCACCUCCAGGCCCUUCGUCAUCUGGUGCCUCUGGUUCCAGUCAUGGUACGGGGUCUCCCGGUUACGCUGGUCCAACAGGCGUUAAGGGGCGGGGUGCACCGGGCGGUGGUAGUCAAGGUCAACAGCCUGCUGUCUCACCACAGAAUGUUACCACUCAGCCUUCAAGUGGUACAUCUUUAGGCCCUGGGUCACCUGUUGCCUCUGUUCACGAUGGUGGUGCGGUGUCUUCUCCUGACGCUGGUGAACCGGGUGGUAAGGGGCAGGUUGCGCAGAGCGGUGUUGAUAAAGGUACGCAGCCUGGUGCUUCUUCACAGAAUGGUAUCACUCAGCUUCCAACUGCUAAAUCUCCAGAACCUCAGUCACCUGGUGUUUCUGUUCCCGGUGACGCUGGUCAACCUGAUGCUAAGGGGCAGGGUGCAAAUGGCGGUGGUGCUCAAGCUUCACAAACUGUUGCUGCUCCAAAUGCUGUAGCCACUCAGCCUUCAAGUGUUCAAUCUGAGAGGUCUGGUACACCUGGUGCCUCUGCUUCCGGUAGUGGUCGGGGCCAUGGCGGCGAGGCCGGUUCUUCUCGUGCUGAUCAAGGAAGUGGUCUAGAGUCGAAAUCAGGUGCAGGUGACAGUGCUACGACAUCUGCUGGCAAGGAUUCUGGCUCUGGUUCUGGUGUCGAUGGAAGGGAUGUGGAACCAAGUAAUUCUAAAGAUCAGACAACUGCGUCGGUUGAUUCUAAACGAUGUGCUAAGAACUUCAUAGAUAUUGGUGGCGGAUCAAAAAUUUGUGUACUUGAUCCCAAGAAAUCUAACCCGCCGAUGCGCUAUUUGGAUCCUCAGAAUAAGACUCCAUCUGACCCAAACUUUGACGAUGUCUGGGAAAAAGGAUAUAAGAAAUCCCUUAACCAGGAUAUUGAUAAGAAUAUACGAACAAAUAGGCGAAAGCAAAAUUUACGAUCCAGAACUACCGCCACCCUUUCAAGUCAGCCCAUCCAUACUGCUCCCAGACCUACCUCUCAGACUACCGUUGAACAUCCUGGUAAUGGACGUAAUUACUAUGAACCAGGUGGUGAAAGACCAGUGCAAGGGGUUGGGAGUGCAUACCGAAAUGCCACUGCAGAAACGCCGUUGGGCUUUAUUGACGGCACAGUUAUACCAAACGAUUCCGACAUUAAGAUAAAAAGGCUGAAAGACCGUAUUAAGUUGUUUAAUAGUGCCUACAACAACUCAUAUGCCUUGCAAAAACGGAAAGAGAAGGAAGAAGACGAACAACUGAAAAAAGAAUUCGAACAGAAAGAAAAGGAGGCAAAAGAGAGGUGGGAAAAGGCGCGAAACGAAGAAGGAAAGCGUGCAAAAAAGUAUGAUGACGAUGUAAACAGGAUAGAAAAGGUGUUAGAACAAGGCAAAAUACAGUCGGCCCAGAAAAAGUUGGAAGAGCAAAGAAGGAUAGAGGCCGAACGUAAAUACCAGGCUGAGAUGGAACAAUAUAAACGUAGAUUGCAGCAGCAACGCAUAGAUUUCGCAAACACGUUUGUUGGAGAUGUGAUAGCUAAUACACCUGAUUCACCGUCGUAUCAAUAUGAUGAGCGAUUAUUUCCCCUUGUUGAUGGCAAUACCAUACCAUACAAAUUUCAAGUCAACGAGCAGCAAAUGGAAAGCUCCAAGCUAUAUGCUAACCAGUUGGCAGCUAAGCGACUUGUUCGUGCUAAGUAUGAACAAGAAAACGAAAAUGUUAAUGAAGCGAUACAAGCUGCAGAAGAAGAGAAGAAGAAAGAUGAAGAAAAGUAUGCAUUGGAUCAGUUCAAAGGCAGAAAAGAUUUUCUAAAAGAUCUAUGGCGAGUCGAAAAUUUCCAAGUUUCACAGCCACAAGCAGAUGAGCCUCCCGAGACCGUGGACUUCGAUGACAUAAUUAUACAUCCUCGCGUUUUCACCACGCCUCCACUGGAAACUCACGAUCCGAUUAGACUUUCCAACUAUAUGUUAGAACCGUUGCCAUCGAACGUGUUGCUUGAAAUUAGUCGUUCUCGGCACGGUGAUUCUACAUUUAAGCCAGCCAAUUUGUCAUUUGAAUUUCAGAAAAAUGAUGCAUUAUCUUCACCAAGAUUUGCACCGAUUCCCUCUAAUAUAUCCCUUCAUAUCGCAACGCCGCCGAAAGACGAAAACGUUGAAAAUUCAAUACAAGACGCAUAUGGAGCCGGCAUCUCCAAAUCGUUAUUCAUAGACAUCCCCAAAUCUACACUCCAAAACGACACUUAUGACUUGGACAUACAUGACCCUCCACCACCCCCAAACCUCCAACCCCUUGAUCCAAUAGGCCCACCCACUCCCGCUAUCAAUCUCACCAUCCCACCAUUGUUGGAUCCGCAGAUUCCGCCGCCCGAAGACUUUGAUAAAAAUGCAAUCAAGAGACCGGACAUUGGACUGUGCCUCGCUCCCUGGACAACCCAUACACCCACGCACGGCUCCACCGACAUCCCCGAGACUGAGCUGUUACCCGCCGAGGCACCGCGCACCGUCCGGGAGAUGCUCACUUGGCUGGCGGGGAUUAAGCACGAAAAGCAUCAUAAGACUCUAGAACAAUGUAUUAGCAAGGCAUUUGGUGGUUCGCAGAGUGACCCUUCACAGCUUGCACUCUCCAUCAACCACACAAACAUCAGGCCCAAAGAUGUCUUCGACAUCCUCCAGCUUACCGCCAUGUUUGCAGACUCAGUGCUCUCCGCCAUUGCGCCUCGAUGGAGAGCGAAUGUGUCAUCAAGAUUUGUGAAGCCUAAGUCAUCUGACCAAUCCGAUGAACCUGAUUGCUGCGCUCUCCUCUGCCAGCUGCGUGACUACGUGUACGCCUGCCACUACCAGUUGGAGUUUCUGAAGUCGCAGUGUAGUCGGGACAAACUAAGCGGUGGGUGGGAAAACUAUGAGUACGGCAGUGAUGCCAAGGUACAAUCUCCCCUCCAGUCCUUCCUGACUGACGGCUGGGACUCCGACUUCGAGACUCACCCCUUCGACCCGUGCAACCUGUGCCGCAAGAGCCGCGUAAGAAUGGGAUUCAGGAAGGAUGAUUUACCUGAGAUAUCGCAACAGGGCAGUGUCAUUUCCUCCAUCCUCACUCCCAGCUGCGGCGGCAGUGACCCCUUGCUGACAUUGGCCUCCUACCUCAACUGCCUCACCAGGCGGACGCCGAGGACGACAGGGGAGCUCGUAUCGUACUUCCACAAUUUGGGCAAUUCGCUUCAUGAUAUGUAUUUAGAUACAUUGUCACCACUGGGCACUGCACUCGCCAAGUCACAUGCCGACUGUCCCGACUGGGACUAUCUUGGUCGCCACGACCUUCAAGCUGUCAAGGCCAUCCGAGGGUCCGAGAUUCUCACCACCAUCCACAACUCCAAACAUGACCAUGCCGACACUCUGUCUACACUGGUUGGCUGCAGCAGCGACUCUUCCAACUGCCAUCCACACUGCUCGCCCAUCACCUACCGGGCCUACGCCCUGUACUCCCAGAGCUUCGCCCACACCUACCUCAGCUGGGCGGUGUACCUGCCGGACAGGCUGUGGGAGUCAGUUGAACAGCUUUUGCACGAACUCAAGCAAUAUGACCAUACCAAGUGCGAAUCUCUCCACCUGUGUUCCACUGCCUUGCCCCUCCUCUACUCUCACGGGUUCACGCCGCCGGAGGGUAAAUCGCAGCCAACACUCACAUGUCAACAGGUCAUCGACAGGGUACAGGAAAUCGUCAACGGCAAGCCUAUCGCAAGGCUUAUGACCUGCAUGGACAAUUUCCUCUACAGAGUCCGGGAGCCAUUCAUCUACACCCUCGUGACACUCUGGUCCACCGCAUUCUUCUUCAUCGCUAACACGAUGCUUUACCGCCUGGACGUACUGCGCAUACGAUCUCACUUCACGCGCUCCAGGGGGUCUCACGUCAUCGAUGUCAAGGCGUUACUCACGGACGGCACGAAAAUGCCCUCGCUCUACGACAUCGACUACUUCGACGAAGACCCUAUCGGUCAACUUGUUAUUCAAUGA
Messenger RNA from Babesia bigemina, 6078 nucleotides. RefSeq lists its product as hypothetical. The coding region runs from base 1 to 6078 and encodes 2025 amino acids. The record is from RefSeq and is a predicted model, not a curated record. Lineage: Eukaryota; Apicomplexa; Aconoidasida; Piroplasmida; Babesiidae. The transcript has a single exon.